ACUUGAGCAGCAUUGCGAUCGAACAAAACGCUUAACGGACUGCAAUAUCGCGCCGCAAGCGCCUCGGGCCGACACACAAUUGGCCAAGAAAAAUAAACAGUUUGCAAGAAACAGAAAAAUAGCCAAAGUCGAGAGUGGAAUCGGUCGCAUGAACCACCAUUGAUCCAGCUCCACGGCGAGAGACAACACCUACAACAGGAUGAGCCCGAAGCUGCACGAGUUCGCGGUGCUGCUGUUCCGCGACGGCCAGGGCACGCCCUGGGGCAUCCGUCUGGUUGGUGGCAAUGAUCUGGACACGCCGUUGAUCAUAACCAGGGUGCAAGCUGGCAGCCCCUCGCAUGGGGAACUGCUGCGUGGCGACAUCAUCGCCAAGAUCGGCGAGUACGAUGCACGCGACCUGAGUCACGCGGACGCCCAACAGCUGUUCCGCGGUGCUGGCAAUGAGAUCCGACUGGUCGUGCACAGGGACAACAAAAUCGCCUACACGCAGGGCGUCAGCCAGGAGGCAGCUGGCCCUGGUUCGCGCUGCAACUCCACUUUGCCCCCGGCCAGCCCCGAGCUGCUGCCCCAUCGCGGUCCGUCGCCGUUUCUGCCCGGCCCCAGCCACCUGGAACGUGCCCUGCAGCUGCCGGUGGACUCCUUGCCACACACCGUGUUUCCCCAGCUAAACGCAUCCGGUGGCUAUGUGACUCCGUCGGAGGUCUUUUCGCCCAAGCCAACGCGCGACCAUCAGCAGGAUGUGGAGGAGGAGCAGGCCGCCAUCGUUAAUCAGCCCUACCGUACAACUCCACUGGUCCUGCCCGGUGCCAAGGUGAAAAAGGAUGCCCCAUCGACAGACUCCUACUUGAGGCACUAUCCCAAUCCGGCUGUGCGCGCCCAUCCAGGACACGACUACCAUGACAGUAUCAUGAAGCAACGCGUUGCCGAUACCAUGUUGCACAAGGUUGUUGGUUCGGAAGCCGACACUGGCCGUGUCUUCCACAAGCAAUUCAAUUCGCCCAUCGGCCUCUACUCAAACAGCAACAUUGAGGACACCAUCAGAACCACAGUUCCCUUCGCCACAAGCGAUAGCUAUCGCUUGAAGGACAGUCCUUUGCAUCGUCCUUUGCCAACAAAACUGAACGGUUAUAAGAAAACUGUCCAAUACGAUCCAAGGAACAGCGAGACCUACAGAGCCAUCCAAGAAGACGGCGGCUACAGCGGCAACUAUGGCAAUGCCUCGCCUCAGGAGGUGACCAUACCUGUGCAGACUAGGGUCUAUCAGCCGAAUAGAUUGGUUCCAGGAAAGAAACCGGUAUCAGCCCCAGUAUCCCGUCCGCCGUACAAUGUGGUAAACACUCACGAUGAGAACAUACGCCAGAGCGGCUCCUUCAAUCGUCUCAUGUACAGCGUUAUUGGUGCCACCGAAUAUUAAAAGCUGCAGCAGCGACAACAUCAGCCAGCCAGCCAGCAUCUCCAGAUAAAAGAUCAUCCAACGCGUUGGGGUAUCUCCUGUUUAUCUCCUAACAUAUUUAGCGGAUUUUUAAUAAAAUUCUGUUGAACUUAUUCAGUAAAUUAUAUAAAGAACGACGACGAAAUUGUGAGAGCAAAACUAACAAGUUUAAUGAUAAAUUGGUGAAUUUUUUUUGAAAUCGAAAUAAAUCUAUGAUAUGUCUACAAUUUAAAUAUCGAUUAACUCCGCCUCAAGCCCCCAUGUACUGUCCUCCCCCCAAACGCAAUAGCAAAAAAAA
Molecule: messenger RNA, 1730 nt
Organism: Drosophila miranda
Lineage: Eukaryota; Metazoa; Arthropoda; Insecta; Diptera; Drosophilidae
Gene: Zasp66
Product: PDZ and LIM domain protein 4
Exons: 9
Coding region: 200-1414 (404 amino acids)
Biological process (GO): actin cytoskeleton organization; muscle structure development
Cellular component (GO): Z disc; stress fiber; adherens junction
Molecular function (GO): muscle alpha-actinin binding; actin binding
Source: RefSeq, a predicted model, not a curated record